Molecule: messenger RNA, 2200 nt
Organism: Solanum lycopersicum (tomato)
Lineage: Eukaryota; Viridiplantae; Streptophyta; Magnoliopsida; Solanales; Solanaceae
Gene: MTS1
Product: linalool synthase
Biological process (GO): diterpenoid biosynthetic process
Molecular function (GO): terpene synthase activity; magnesium ion binding
Source: RefSeq, marked reviewed
GUUGAUUUAUUUACCAUUCUAUCCCUAGGAAGUUUCUCUUGUAUUACUGAUAUACAAUACAAAAAAUUUUCUUUAUAUUCUUUCAUGUUUAACAUCUUAAAAAGUAAUUGAGCAGAACAAAUAAAAUGGUUUCAAUAUUGAGUAACAUAGGGAUGAUGGUGGUCACCUUCAAGAGACCAUCAUUAUUUACCUCACUCCGUCGUCGCUCUGCCAACAACAUUAUUAUUACUAAGCACUCACAUCCUAUUUCCACCACAAGGCGUUCAGGGAAUUACAAGCCUACCAUGUGGGAUUUUCAAUUUAUUCAAUCCCUACACAAUCCUUAUGAGGGAGACAAGUAUAUGAAGCGUUUAAACAAACUAAAAAAAGAAGUGAAGAAGAUGAUGAUGACGGUGGAGGGAUCACAUGAUGAAGAGUUAGAGAAGUUGGAGUUGAUUGAUAACUUAGAGAGGCUUGGAGUGAGUUACCACUUUAAAGAUGAAAUUAUGCAAAUUAUGAGGAGCAUUAAUAUUAAUAUUAAUAUAGCCCCACCAGAUUCAUUAUAUACCACAGCUUUGAAAUUUAGACUCUUGAGACAACAUGGUUUUCAUAUCUCACAAGAUAUAUUGAACGAUUUCAAGGAUGAAAAUGGAAAUCUGAAGCAGAGUAUUUGCAAAGACACUAAAGAUAUAUUAAACAGUUCCAAGGACGAGCAUGAUAAUCUUAAGCAGAGUACUUGUAACAACACAAAAGGGUUGUUAAAAUUAUACGAAGCUUCAUUUCUGUCUAUAGAAAAUGAAAGCUUUUUGAGAAAUACCACAAAAUCCACUUUGGCACAUCUAAUGAGAUAUGUUGAUCAAAAUCGUUGUGGAGAAGAGGAUAAUAUGAUAGUGGAAUUAGUGGUACAUGCCUUGGAACUCCCAAGACAUUGGAUGGUGCCAAGAUUAGAGACAAGGUGGUAUAUUAGUAUUUAUGAGAGAAUGUCAAAUGCUAAUCCCCUUUUGCUAGAACUUGCUAAAUUGGACUUCAACAUUGUUCAAGCAACACAUCAACAAGAUUUAAGAAUUUUAUCAAGGUGGUGGAAGAAUACAGGGCUUGCGGAAAAGCUUCCAUUUUCAAGGGAUAUUCUGGUUGAGAAUAUGUUUUGGGCAGUAGGGGCAUUAUUUGAGCCUCAACAUAGCUACUUUCGAAGAUUGAUAACAAAAGUCAUUGUUUUUAUUUCAAUCAUAGAUGACAUUUAUGAUGUUUAUGGCACACUUGAUGAGUUGGAACUCUUCACUCUUGCUAUUCAAAGAUGGGAUACAAAAGCAAUGGAGCAACUUCCAGACUAUAUGAAAGUAUGUUAUCUUGCACUCAUCAAUAUUAUCAAUGAAGUUGCGUAUGAGGUUCUCAAAAAUCAUGACAUCAACGUCCUACCCUACCUUACAAAAUCAUGGGCAGAUUUGUGCAAAUCAUACUUACAAGAAGCAAAAUGGUACCACAAUGGAUACAAGCCAAAUCUGGAAGAAUACAUGGAUAAUGCAAGGAUCUCAAUUGGAGUACCAAUGGUAUUAGUCCACUCAUUGUUCCUAGUCACAAAUCAAAUUACCAAAGAGGCCUUGGAUUCCUUAACCAAUUAUCCUGAUAUUAUUCGAUGGUCUGCUACUAUUUUCCGUUUAAACGAUGAUUUGGGGACAUCUUCGGAUGAACUGAAAAGAGGUGACGUUUCCAAAUCAAUACAAUGUUACAUGAACGAAAAGGGUGCUUCCGAAGAAGAGGCAAUAGAACACAUAGAAUUUUUGAUACAGGAGACAUGGGAAGCAAUGAACACAGCUCAAAGCAAAAAUUCUCCACUUUCUGAAACAUUUAUUGAAGUUGCGAAGAAUAUUACAAAAGCAUCGCAUUUUAUGUAUCUGCAUAGCGAUGUUAAAAGUAGCAUCUCCAAAAUACUUUUUGAGCCUAUCAUUAUUUCUAAUGUUGCAUUCGCUCUCAAGUAAUUUUAUUUUACGUAGGCUUCAUUUUAUUACUUUGAUUUUAUAUAUACGUAUCUCCAUAAAGUCGAAUUUAGAAUCUAAACUUUUAACGAGUUCCAAUGUUUAAUUAUAAAAAACUGAAUUUUCGACUAUAUAAUGUUAAUGUGUUCUUUCUUAUUAAUUGACUUUUAGAUUAUUAUACAUUUGGAUCAACAUGUAAUAUAAAUCAAGAGUUAUUCAUACAAUAUAUUUAAACAGUGAAAAACCGU